Molecule: messenger RNA, 1062 nt
Organism: Nematolebias whitei (Rio pearlfish)
Lineage: Eukaryota; Metazoa; Chordata; Actinopteri; Cyprinodontiformes; Rivulidae
Gene: med22
Product: mediator complex subunit 22
Exons: 4
Coding region: 130-552 (140 amino acids)
Biological process (GO): regulation of transcription by RNA polymerase II
Cellular component (GO): mediator complex
Molecular function (GO): transcription coregulator activity
Source: RefSeq, a predicted model, not a curated record
ACCGGAAGUGAAUUACCGUAAAUUCGAGGAAAAGUAGAAGAAGAAGCGACGGCGAGGUUUUUAUUUGUUGAGAAAAAAAUCGGUCAAAUAAUGCGUUAAAAGAGGUGUGUUUUUCUGGACAUCCUCGUCAUGGCUAAUCAGAGGGUGCUCCCUCAGAGCAAAGAGUCUCUGCUGCAGAACUACAACAAGAGGCUGAAAGAUGACAUCAAGUCCAUCAUGGACAACUUCACAGAAAUCAUCAAAACAGCCAAAAUAGAAGAUGAGACUCAGGUUUCUCGACCGACCCAAGCAGAGCAGGACCAUUAUGAGAUGCACGUGAGAGCUGCCAACAUUGUUCGUGCCGGCGAGUCCCUCAUGAAACUGGUCUCAGAUCUGAAGCAGUUCCUGAUUUUAAACGACUUCCCGUCCGUGAACGACGCCAUCAGCCUCCAGAACCAGCAGCUCCGCGCGCUGCAGGAGGAGUGCGACAAGAAGCUCACGUCGCUGCGGGACGAGAUCGCCAUGGACCUCUACGAGCUAGAGGAAGAGUAUUACUCCUCCAGGUACAAAUAAUAGGCGCUCAUCCAUCCCACCGCACUUUGUUGUCGCACGCCCAGCGGUGUUUCACCUUUAAUCUUUUCACGAGGACGGGCUCAGCUCCCACGUCUCCAUCUGACAAUAUUUUAGUUUGAACAUAUCAAACGGAGCUCAUCAGCUCAGUCCUUCUCUGAGGGUCAGUGAGCCUGAUUUCACCACGUGCCUUCACAUUUUUAUAGUUCCACCAAGUGACCUUUGUUUGUUUGUUUGUCUAUAAUUGAACAAACACUAAAUAUCUGCUGCAUCAGCAUUUUCAGCUCUGACUCCCAAGUUGACCCAUAUUUUAAGAAUCCAGUGAAGUUUCUGUACUAUAGGAACACAUUUUAUGUCUCAGAACCAAAGGCUUGGUGUUUAUUUACUGCAGGAUUUUUUGUUUGUUUGUUUUUGUUUGUUAAUUCUAAAUGAGAACCAGGACAUGUUAUGCUCUGCAGCAUCUGUUGAACUUUUAAUGAACAUCCGUAUGGUUUAAUUAAAUGAAACGACAAC